Melospiza georgiana is the source of this 525-nucleotide messenger RNA. It is a transcript of the gene TSPO2, whose product is annotated as translocator protein 2. Lineage: Eukaryota; Metazoa; Chordata; Aves; Passeriformes; Passerellidae. The record is from RefSeq and is a predicted model, not a curated record. The coding region runs from base 1 to 495 and encodes 164 amino acids. The transcript is spliced from 3 exons. Gene Ontology annotation, cellular component: membrane; endoplasmic reticulum. Gene Ontology annotation, molecular function: cholesterol binding.
AUGUGGGCUUACACCGUGGGCUUCACCGUCCUGCCCCACGUGGGAGGGUUCCUUGGCUGGUUCCUGAACAGGAAGGAGAUCCCAGCGUGGUACGAGAAGCUGAAAAAGCCUUCGUGGUGCCCGUCCCGCAGAGUGUUCCCUGUGGCCUGGACCAUGCUGUACACGGGCAUGGGCUACGCCUCCUACCUGGUGUGGAGCGACCUGGGGGGCUGCAGCAGCAAGGCCAUCGUGCCCAUGGGGCUCUACGGGGCUCAGCUGCUGCUCAACUGGGCAUGGCCACCCUUGUUCUUCGGUGCCCACAACCUCAACAUGGCUGUGGUCGAUGUGCUGUGCCUGGACGGGCUGGCCCUGGGCACCUUCUGCUCCUGGUACCGCAUCAACCGGCUGGCAGCGCUGCUGCUGCUGCCCUACCUGGGCUGGCUGGCCAUGGCCACCUGCCUCACCAUCCGCGUCUGGAAGGACAACCCCCAGCUGGAACCGGGCAAGAGCGACUGAAAUCCCUCCUUGUGUCCCGAACUGGCCUGA